This is a messenger RNA of Suillus plorans, 981 nucleotides long. RefSeq lists its product as uncharacterized. The record is from RefSeq and is a predicted model, not a curated record. Bases 173 to 946 code for a protein of 257 amino acids. NCBI's taxonomy places the organism in Eukaryota, Fungi, Basidiomycota, Agaricomycetes, Boletales, Suillaceae. The transcript is spliced from 12 exons.
CCUUGAUCCACAUGACAUGUGCAGCUAUUUUGUAGUUGCCUCCUCUGUCUGUGUAAUGUACGACUGGGGUGAGCAGGAUCGAGCAUCAAAAAACCACUGAUAUACCUAGGUAUUUUAAGCACUCACAUUCGGACAAGAGGUUGAACUAAUCUGGAACCAACACUGGUCCCUGAUGACCGUGAUGUAUCUCGGUGUGCGCUACAUCGGAAUGAUAUAUGCCGUCAUCUGCAUUCUAGUUUAUGUUCCGACAAUUUCGGUGACAGAUAUAGGCCAUGUGUUGAUCGAUGCAAUAGAAUAUAUCAACGGUGUCGCAAAUAUAAUGUUGGGUGUCAUCAUGAUCGUUCGGUUAUAUGUCAUGUAUCAGAAAUCCAGACGUGUGCUGACAUUCCUCGUCGUUGUCUUCCUGGCUAUCAGAAUCGCCAUCGGAGUAAUGAUCGCAAUAAUGGUGAGCCGUUUCGUAGUGGAGGAACACGUUCUUUACGGCAACUAUGAGUGCGCUGUUGAUUUUGGAGAGAGGAGCCUACGAGUUCUGGAUUACAUCGCUUGGAUGCUCCUCACGGCAUGGGAGGUCCUCACACUGUUUCUCGCAGUCUGGGUAGCUGUAAAACACUUGCGUGAACUGCGACAACGAUCAUCAGGAGGAUUCAUCACGGACUGUUUCACGGUUUUAAUGAAAACUCACGUUGUUUACUUUGCGAACUUUGUCGCUCUUGCUUGCAUAGAGUCCAUCGGUUAUCUUUCUCCGAAGAUGUCAGCGUCCUCAUAUUCCACAGAGACUCAAGCUUAUAGUGGUUUCUCUGAAAUACUUAUGCUCACGCAGAUGUUUAUACUGGGACCACGCCUCGUCCUAAGCAUUCGAGAAUAUCAUGCUGAGCUUGUGACCCACUCCGAUGCAGCAACCGCUAUGACUUCAAUCGAUUUCCAGGAGCGUGUCUGUGUCAACUAGCAGUACUAUGCGAAACGGAAGAGGAUUCUAGAUAC